Molecule: messenger RNA, 4151 nt
Organism: Malus domestica (apple)
Lineage: Eukaryota; Viridiplantae; Streptophyta; Magnoliopsida; Rosales; Rosaceae
Product: putative E3 ubiquitin-protein ligase LIN
Biological process (GO): protein ubiquitination
Molecular function (GO): ubiquitin-protein transferase activity
Source: RefSeq, a predicted model, not a curated record
AUCUGUCAGCUUCCAUAUGUCAGCCUCCUCUGAUUGAUUGCCUGGUUGUAUAUUGCUCCAAUUCUCCAUCACUUUCUUCUCUCCUUUUCUUUUUGUUUUUUACUCUGUCUUGCAGUCCUAGUUUUUCUUUAACCAGCAUCUCUUUUAUUCCCUCCUCCCUCUUCCUUCUUCAGAUUCCCUCCACCCUCUCCGUCUUCCUUGUCAAACAUCGAAAACCAAACCUUUUUCUUCUUCUUGGAUUGUAUUCCUCCUGUGCCAGUUGCCAACUGACAAGAGUUUUGAGUUGCCGGCAUUCAAUAGUUAAUGUGCUAUUUGGCAUUUCAGCAACUGGGUUUUGCCUGAAGUUUCCGGGAUUGCCCUGAGUUCGCCUAAAAGAGCUUUGAGUGUAAGGGAAAGGAUUUGGUAUCAGCAGUUCACACAAACACAAAUGGCGUCGUCUUUGCAGGAUCUUUUAGCAGAAGAUGGAUUUAGGAGAAAAAAAUUGUUGAGCAAAUCAAAGGCUUCCUCCUUCCACUCAGGUUCAACUACGCGUCAUUUGGCUAAUUCGGAUCCACACAAGAGACAUUCCAUGUCAGGGGAUAGAAUUAGGACAGAGAAAACAAGGUCUGAUGUGUCUCGGUUUGCUGUGAAUAAUGAUCUUCCAACGGGUGAUGGUGUUGCUGGUAGGAGACCAUCCGUUGAUGGAGGAUCAAAGAAAGAAGUUAGGGAUGGACUCGGAGAAACAGGUGCUACUAGGUUGAGGGAAGCUAGAAGUUUGAAUAGAAUUUUUCCGCGGAGUCUGCCACGAAAUGAGAUAGUUGAGGUUGAAGGUGAAGAUUUUGAGAGAUACAAGGACAUAUAUUCGAACGAAUUGUAUAGCUCAGAAAAAAGAAAGGAUAAGUAUUUGAUUGGAAGUAUGGAAGACGAUGGACUUGAAGAGAGCUCAAAGAAGGACACGAAGUUUGAUAGGAGGAAUGGCCACAGUUCAAACAAAUAUGUUCCUGGACGUACGAGUUUUAGUGACAGCAAUAGACAAAGCAGGAAACUGCCAGAGACCUCACAUGACAGAUCAAGGAGAGAUUCAUCAUAUAGCAAAACUUCGGAAGAUGUUCGCAGACAAAAGAGUGAUAAAGUUUUACGGGCAGUUCCUGAACCUGCUCUUGAUGAGAUUGCAAUCCAAGCCAUUGUUUCCAUUCUAAGUGGAUGCAUUAAGCAGUUUCUCAAAGAUGAGAAUUUCCGGCAUGAACUCAGAGACAAAUGUAUCUCCUUCCUAAACUUUGUUGAUCUGGAAGAAGGGAAUGCCGAGAGCAGAAUCAUUGCCAGAUUUGAACAGGCAAUCGAAACAGUGGAAAAGGCAGCAGAGGAGUCAGCAAGUGAACGGGAUUUAAAACGAGCUUCAUUGCAGCUUAGUGUUAUAACCGGGUUGAACAAUGCCGAUUUGAAAGAUGGAUUGACAGCCGGAGUUCCUAAUUACAAACUGUCAGCUUGUGCUCAUCUCUAUCUCAGUGUGGUGUACAAGUUACUGAAGAAAGACCGUGUAUCAGCAAAGCAUCUUUUGCAAGUUUUUUGUGAUACGCCCUUUCACACACGAAUGACAUUGUUGCCUGAAUUAUGGGAUCAACUAUUUCUUCCACAUUUGACACAUUUAAAGACGUGGUAUGAUCAGGAAGCUGAUUCAAUAGCGGAUAGACAAAACAAGCCGAGGAAGCUGAAGCUUUUAGGAAAAAUGUACAAUGAAAUGUUGGAUUCUGGGACUUACCAAUUUGCCGUUUACUAUAAGGACUGGCUCACCGAAGGAGUUGAAUCUCCUCCCACUCCUGCUAUCCAUAUCCCAUCUGUAGUAUCUCUUCAGGAAGCUCAGCAGGGAAGUUCUGAAAGUCAUUCUUCGGAAGCACCUAGUCCAGGCGGUUCACAGCUAAUGGUCAGCAAAAAACUAUACGAUUCUGUGUUUAGCCGUGCAAGUAAACCUGAUCCUAAUGAUACCGAGGAUGAUGGAGAGAUGGAAAACUUGGAUACUAUUACGAGAAGUUCUGAUGGUUCAUUUGUUGUGAAACAAGUAACUCAGGACUCUGCCGAAAGAGUUCAAUAUCAGUACCACGACACUGAAGAUGAUUACUCUAAGAGUGCGCCGGAAGAUGGAUCCCUUUCUGUGUCAUCGUCAUGCUCUAGAACAUUUUUGAAGGAAAAUGGACUCUUCACGACAGAAGAGCAAAAAUGGGGUUCUCUUGGAGUGAGUGAUCUACCAGAAAGCAACCUAAAUCAUCAGUUCGGUGACAUGUCUAGAGAAAACUCAGAAAGCCCCCGUACGCUGCAUGCACAGGAGAAUAAGGUCACCCUCAAAAUCCAUGUAAACUCCGUUUUUGAACAGAAGCACAUGGAGGAUUCCAGCGAUCACAAUUUAUCUAUGAUAUCGAAUUUCAGUGAACCUUCGAUUGCCAGUUCUAUUGUAAACCCAAUCAAAGCAAGGUCUUCGUUCGAAGAUUUACAUGGAAAUUAUUUUGAAGGAGUCACUUUUUCGGGCAUUCCUCAGGACUUCAUAUGCCCUCUAAAUGGACGGUUGUUUGAAGAUCCAGUGACCCUAGAGACGGGUCAAACCUUUGAGCGUUUGGCCAUCAAGGCGUGGUUUGAUCAGGGAAACAGAACAUGUCCGGUGACAGGAAAAGCUUUGGAAUGUCUAGUGUUGCCUCUUCCUAACUCUAUCUUAAAGCGCGUGAUUCGUAGUUGGAAAUCUGAACAUUGUCGGAAACUCUUGGCUUUUGCCUCUCAUGUAGUGGGGACCUUGGUGAGAGAUGUGUCCAGUCACUGCGACGAGACUGCUAUUUCCGUGCUAGAGCAGCUUCUCACUUGUUUCAGCAAUGAGGAAAGGACAGAAAAUGCCAAGCACCUGAUCUCUCUUGGAGGCUUGCAGUUUCUUCUUCAGCGGUUUCAUUAUGGAAAAGUUGAAGAGAAAUCGCGUGCAGCAGCAUUACUGUCGUGUUGCAUAGAAGCAGAUGCAGAUUGUAGGAAUCAAAUAGCAAGAGACAUUAACAAACAGUAUGUUAUGGAGAUGCUCCAAAGCCAGCAAUUUAAAAUAAGAACAAAUGCAGUGUUGUUGUUGACGGAAUUGAUUUGCCUCAAGAGGAAGAAAGACGUCACAACAUUUCUCAGUGGCUUGCAGAUUGAGGGGAUGGUGGAUACAAUGGAUGUUCUGCUUGCGUGUCUCCAGAGUUCUCCAGCUAACCACAGACCCCUGGUUGCCGUCCUUUUGUUGCACGUAGAUCUUCUGGUAGAGAGGAAGCUGUCGAUGCCAUUACAUAGAGAAGAAGCUGUCGACGCCAUUACAGAGGCUCUUGAUUGCAGCCUAACUGAUGAGAACGUCCAAAAGAAUUGUUGCACAGCACUUCUUAUCUUGGGAAGGUUUUUCUCUUGCUCCAGAAAUUCAUCACAAAGUUGGAUCUUAAAGCAAGAAGAUUGUAGUGGCAAUACUGAAGUGAAUUCACUCGACAACAAAGAAGACAUUUCACUAGCUGAUGACAUGUCUCCAUUGGAUGAGCGAGAAAAUUCCAGUGAAGAUUGGUUGAGGAACUUAACAGUGUCACUACUCGGUUAUGGAAAGAAGUCUUUUGUAGAAACCCUUUCAAAGUGUUUAGGAUCCGAAAACUUGGAAUUGAUUAGAAUGUGCCUAAUCACCGUGGAAUGGUUGAGCCGCGCACUUUCUUCACUGCCCGGUUCUGAGUUUCAGCUAUCCAGCUUCUCAUCUCUCAUUUUCCACUAAAACAAUGUCUGAAGACCAGCGAGCAGGUUGAGCAGAAGAUCCUUGCUUCAAUGUCCAUGCUCAACUUCAGCAAAAUAUCAGAAUGCAGGGUGCUUUUAAGAGAAAACACAGAAGACAUUGCAGUUCCUCUAGAAAACCUUGCUGAAGUAACUUGGAGUGCAAAACUACUACAUGACAUUAUUUCUGAAGAAAAUCAUUAAUCUAGCACGAAAGACGUUUACCGGUAUUAUUCCUCUGUAAUUUUCACAAUUGUGCAGGUGUUUACGUUUUCUUGGAGCAAAUCUGCAGCUUUCCUUAAGUCUUGAUUUGGCCAGGAAUUUUUAGGCUCCUAUAGCGAGUGAUGUAUUGUAACUUCUGGUACAAGAAAACUUUGUAUAUAAAUGUUUUGUUAUAUAAACUUAAUUGCAACUUCUGGUCA